Molecule: messenger RNA, 1677 nt
Organism: Carassius gibelio (silver crucian carp)
Lineage: Eukaryota; Metazoa; Chordata; Actinopteri; Cypriniformes; Cyprinidae
Product: gap junction alpha-1 protein
Exons: 2
Coding region: 363-1427 (354 amino acids)
Biological process (GO): cell communication
Cellular component (GO): connexin complex
Source: RefSeq, a predicted model, not a curated record
UGCUACUUUUACUGCAGAUGGCGGUAUUUCACACCUUCAUUGCACUCCCCUUUUCCAAGACAUUUCCUCCCAAAAUAUAACGGAGAUUGAGAAGUUCUGGAAGUCCACAAGUUUGAGUUAGCUGACGUUUAACUUCCCCUUUUCUGAGUCAGUCCCUCCAACCGAUGGGAUGAGAGGAAGUUCGCCGUAGGGAAAAUCAUUUUAUAUCGAAACUGCUAAUUUUUGAAUUCAUCACUGAAAUGUGCUACAGAAGUUAUCAAGAAGUUUGGCUUUUUUAACGACAUUCCAGGUAAGGAAUGCAAGACAACGUUUUGGAGCUUGAAGGUUGAUCAUCUCCUAUCUAGUCCAGAACAUCUUUCAUCAUGGGUGACUGGAGCGCGCUGGGGAAACUUCUUGACAAGGUCCAGGCGUACUCCACGGCAGGAGGCAAAGUCUGGCUCUCCAUCCUCUUCAUCUUUAGGAUCCUGGUCCUGGGGACGGCGGUGGAGUCCGCCUGGGGAGACGAGCAGUCGGCGUUCAAGUGCAACACACUGCAGCCCGGAUGCGAGAACGUGUGCUACGACAAGUCAUUUCCCAUCUCCCAUGUGCGCUUCUGGGUGCUGCAGAUCAUUUUUGUGUCCAUGCCGACCCUCCUGUACCUCAGCCAUAUCGUGUUCCUCAUGCACAAGGAGGAGAAAUUGAAUAAAAAGGAGGAGAUAUUACGAGACAGCCAGAGCAAGGGAGAAGAUGUGGAUGCACUCUUGAGGAAAAUUGAAAUGAGGAAGUUCAAGUACGGCCUGGAAGAUCACGGGAAGAUCAAAAUGAGAGGAGGAAUAUUUUACACAUAUAUACUGAGCAUCGUCUUGAAGUCCAUAUUUGAAAUUGUUUUCCUGUUGAUUCAGUGGCACCUUUAUGGAUUCACGCUGUCGGCCGUUUAUACGUGUCAAAAGUUCCCCUGUCCACAUAAAGUGGACUGCUUUUUGUCUCGUCCCACCGAGAAGACGGUUUUCAUCAUCUUUAUGUUGGUCGUUUCGCUGGUCUCACUGGCCCUCAAUGUCUUCGAGUUUUUUUACGUGAUUUUCAAGAGGAUGAAGGAUCGAUUCAAAGAGUCAGAGAAAAACUUUGAUAGGGCCUGCAAUAUCAAGCCUUGCCCAAGGAACUUGUCCAGUUAUGGGUAUUAUAACGACUGCUCGGCCCCCGUCCCUAUUCUGGGCUAUAACCUGAAUAUGGGUGACAAGUCCAACUCCUCUGACAAUUAUGACAAGCAGGCUAAUGAGCAAAACUGGACUAAUUACAGUACAGAACAGAACCAGCUGGGUGACACCCAGCACUUUCCGUAUUCUGAGAAAGUGGCUCUGGGAAAGGAUCUUCUGCUGCUCAAAGAGCUUGAACCUCGACCUAGUAGUCGAGCGAGCAGUCGGGCCCGGCCGGAUGAUCUUGACAUCUAGCAGACCCCAUGGACAAUUUCUACGUUUCACAAGUGGUGAAUAUAUAUUUACAAAAAAAAAACUGUGAAAAGGACACUGGUCACUGCAUCCAAAGAAUAUUGUUUCAGCAUUUAUAUUUAUUUUAUUUGUUUUUGCUAUUGUGACUCAUACCAAACAGUUUUUGUUAAGUGAACUGUAUUUAUGAGCUGUGAUUGUGAAAAUGUAAAUAAUUUCACAGGUUCGCUCUAAAAUAAAUAUUGAAUAGGCUACA